CGUCGACGUUUGACUCGAUCCGAUAUUUACGUCAAAAACUUGUUGCCAUCUCCUUUGUCCUUUUAAACUUCUUCGUAACCUUGGCAACAAACUUGGUGAAAUUUAGAUCGCAGCUAGAUUUUACUAUUAAAGUCAAACCGAUCCCGUCCUGCAGAAUAUUUACUUGGAACAUCGAAACCAGUAAACCUGCAAAUCUGCAAAUCUGCAAACCUGCAAACCUGCAUUCAAGGGUGACUCGAUAAGCUACCCCGCCAUCCUUCACGUUCAUCAUUUCAUCGUCCUCUCUCACAUCAAUCACUCAUCAUGGCUGGACGCGGUGCACCUGGAGCCAACUCUCGUGGCCGAGGAGGCAAAUUCAAGAAGUUCACUCGAGGUGGUGGAAAACACUUCUCUCGUGACCUUCGACCCCUCGACGCCGAAGGCAACGAGAUUAGCAUGUGGAGCGAAGAUGCCCAAAAAGACAAGAGCGGAAGCGAUUCCGAAGAGGACUCCGAAGAAGACUCAGAAGAGGAAGACUCCGACGCUGGUCCCUCCCAACAACAGUCCGAAUUGACCCGAGAAGAGCGUAAGCAGGCCAAGAAGGCUCAGAAGGAGGCAGCCAUCGCCAGAAAGAACAAGCCCGUACAAGUCGGAGACAUGCCCACCGACUCCGAAGAGGAAGAAGACGAGGACGACGGCAUGCCCGCUAAUCCUAACCACUCCAAGGCUGCACGCAACCAAGCUAAGGCUCCGCCCAAAUCCGAUGCCGUCGAAGACGUUACCGAAGGAGUUCAGAAACUUGCCAUGAGCCGAAAGGAACGCGAGUCUAUGGAGGCCCAGCAGGCUAAGGAGAAGUACCGCAAGCUUCACGAAGCAGGCAAGACAGACGAAGCUAAGGCCGACCUGGCCCGUCUGCGACUCAUCCGAGAGAAGCGAGAUGCCGAGGCCGCGCGAAAGCAGGCCGAGAAGGAAGAGCGCGAGGCUCACGAGAAGGCGCGAAAGGCCGAGAUCGAUGCCAAGGAGUCCAAGAAGCGAGAGGCUGCUCUAGGCAAGCCCGGAAAGAAGGGACGAGCUAAAUGAAGUUGUCCAUCUACCUAGUACUUCCCGUUGGCUAUCGUCAACAUACCUUGCAUAGCCUUGUGUCUGGCCGUGCAUAUUGAAUACAAACCAGAACCUUGCCUCGUCA
This is a messenger RNA of Annulohypoxylon maeteangense, 1165 nucleotides long. RefSeq lists its product as uncharacterized. Gene Ontology annotation, molecular function: RNA binding. The record is from RefSeq and is a predicted model, not a curated record. Gene Ontology annotation, cellular component: cytosol. The annotation marks the transcript as partial. NCBI's taxonomy places the organism in Eukaryota, Fungi, Ascomycota, Sordariomycetes, Xylariales, Hypoxylaceae. The transcript is spliced from 3 exons.